AUGCAUCAAUCACCAAGCUUUGUUCAGUCCAAUCAACCAUCCUUUGUCUGCAAACUCAAGAAGGCCCUUUAUGGAUUGAAGCAAGCUCCAAGAGCUUGGUUCUCUACCUACUCUAAUUUGCUCCUCACUCAGGAUUUCAUUCCUAGCCAAUAUGACUACUCUUUAUUUGUUAAGAAAACCUCCACAUCCAUUACCAUUCUACUCAUAUAUGUAGAUGAUAUUCUCCUCACAAGAAGUGAUUCUCUAUAUAUUCAAACUCUUGUUCAAGCAAUGCAUUCUGCUUUUUCUAUGAAAGAGCUUGGCUUCAUCAACUACUUUCUUGGCAUUUCAGUUGCUCCCACAUCCACUGGUUAUGUUCUUUCUCAGCAUAAAUAUGCUUCAGAAAUUUUAGUUAAAGCUGGCAUGAGUUCUUGUAAGCUAUACUCUUCUCCUAUGGCUACUAAGCAUUCUUCUUCUUCUUCCACUGAUGAUCUACCCUUUUCUCAUCCAUCUCUUUAUCGUAGUUUGGUUGGUGCACUUCAAUAUAUGACUAUUACUAGGCCUGAUCUGGCCUUUGCAGUAAACCAUGCUUGUCAGUUCAUGCAAUCUCCUUCCAAUACUCAUUUUGUUAUUGUCAAGAGAUUACUACGAUAUCUUAAGGGUACUUUGGAUUAUGGUCUUCAUUUUUCCAAUGGUCCUCUUAUCCUUAAUGCUUUCUCUGAUUUUGAUUGGGCUGGCAAUCCAAUUGAUAGACGAUACACCACUGGCUACUAUGUUCAUCUUGGCCUUAACUUGAUUGCGUGGACUGCUAAGAAACAGCCAACAGUGUCCAAGUCUUCCUCUAAAGCAGAAUACAGGGCUUUGGCUUAG
Molecule: messenger RNA, 849 nt
Organism: Camellia sinensis
Lineage: Eukaryota; Viridiplantae; Streptophyta; Magnoliopsida; Ericales; Theaceae
Source: RefSeq, a predicted model, not a curated record